Molecule: messenger RNA, 744 nt
Organism: Botrytis sinoallii
Lineage: Eukaryota; Fungi; Ascomycota; Leotiomycetes; Helotiales; Sclerotiniaceae
Exons: 2
Coding region: 1-744 (247 amino acids)
Source: RefSeq, a predicted model, not a curated record
AUGCAGCCAAACUCUUGCUCCCUUCGGAAAAUAAGAGACGAUAUGACAACUCCUAGAGCAAAGGAAGACUCUUCUCCUUCAAUGGCUCCCAUCAAUCAAUCCCAAGGCCCCAAAUCGGGUGAUCUGCCUCCUGAGUUGAUGGAUAUCAUAAAGCCUGCUCUACAAUUUGGCGGUCUUUCUGCACUUUCCGGCACUAUAAUUGGUGGGUUUUCUGGUAUCCUCGUGUCUCAAACUCCAGUUCUCUUCGCCGUCGCCAGCUCUAUUCAAUGGGGCAUUCUUGGUACCACCUUCUGGGGAACCCGUACUGCCCUUCUCUCCCGUUAUAGGACCGCGUCUAUAUACCCGACGCCGCAAGAGAAAGCGCUCUCAACUUCCCUGGCCGCUUCUCUUGCUGGCGCUACUGGAGGUAUACUGCGUGGCCCAAAGAACAUUCUGCCUGGGUUUGUCGUUUUUGGAGCUGCUGGGUAUGUGGGACAAAAGAUCUAUGAUGCUGUGGACGAGAGAAAGAUGGAGGAGUUGAGGUUGGAGGAAGGUGCGAAUAAAAAGAGUGGAGAUGAUUGGAUGAACUCGAAAUGGGUGCCGUGGAAGAAAUUAUCCGAUGACGAGUAUGAAGGAAUGUUGAAGGAAAGACUGUUAAAGGUCGAUGCGGAGAUUGCAAUUCUAGACGAAAGUCUGCAGGCUUUACGAGAACAGCAAAAAAACGAGGCGGGAAAGCUUCAAGGAACAGUUGAAAAGAAUCAUUAG